Molecule: messenger RNA, 956 nt
Organism: Pocillopora meandrina
Lineage: Eukaryota; Metazoa; Cnidaria; Anthozoa; Scleractinia; Pocilloporidae
Source: the annotation of a GenBank genome assembly
AUGUCACCGAUCACAAAAACCGAUGAGAAGAUUCUGACGACUCUUACCUACGUUGGACUGACCCUGUCCAUAAUCGGAAUAAUUCUUACAAUAAUUUCCUAUGCUCUUUUCACGUAGGGGAAUUUGUUUUAUAGCAUUCCUAACAUAUUACUCCGAAUCCUUCCAAAAAUAGACUAUUUGAUAUCCUUUUUUUCUAAAAAAAUGUAUCAGCGGUUGCUUUUUUUGCAUUUCUUUUAUCUACAGCGAAGUGCGUCAACCUCUCUCCCAAGUAAGGCUGAGUCUCGCUGCUUCUCCGGGAACUGGUCAGAUUAUUUUUCUGGCUGGUAUUAAUGCUAAAGGAGACGAGGUAAGCACUUCGUUUUAAGACCAACUAAAAUCGCCGCUGCAUUAUCCAUUCCCUGAUUGCCUCAGCAUGAAGAAAACAAUGCGGUUGCACAACGCGAGAGAGUUUUUUAAAAUUAUUAUUUCAUUUCUUUUUUUAUUUGUAUUAUCGUUAUGGAUGUAUAUUAUCUUGAUGGUUGAUCUUAUUUCUUUCUGCAUUUUGUCGUUAAAAGUAAGUUAGUUCCUAAAAACCCAAGUACUUCUCGAUCCAUAGGGUGUAUGUGUUGCAGCAGCUGCCUUGAUGCUUUACUUCCUUAUGGCAGCUUUCUGUUGGAUGCUGAUCGAGGGAAUUUUUCUCUACUUCUUCGUUGUGAAGGUGUACAAUAUCAAUGGAAGAAUGGUUAUCUAUCACUUUUUUUCCUGGAGUGAGUUUUUCGACGUUCCUUUCCACUAUCAAACGCUAUAUGGCGCCAUAAAGAGUUUAUCUAGAUUAUAUUCUAAUAUGUAUUUUUUACUUCAAAGUUUAAUUGUAUGAUAUCUUUUAUUAUGAAGGUUUCCCUGCAUUUAUGGUCAGCAUCUCCUUGAUAAUUGCCUCAGCAAAAGACGGUAUUCAUAGCUUUUUCAGCGAGAAAUAG